Messenger RNA from Spodoptera exigua (beet armyworm), 1040 nucleotides. Lineage: Eukaryota; Metazoa; Arthropoda; Insecta; Lepidoptera; Noctuidae. The record is from the annotation of a GenBank genome assembly.
CCAUGGAAUAAAAUUGCUGAUUCCUUCAAGAAUUAAUUCAAAGUUGAUAAUUUUUUAUAUUUUUUUUUUAUAUAACAAAAUUAACACGUCUUCUUCUAGUAUCGAUAAAUUAUAUCGAUAGCAAUAUGGAUAAAACACAGGAGCCAACGAAGAAAUGUUUCUGUGCGAGAUGCUUUCUUCCCGUCGAUGCUGAGGAUAGGGUUGAUAUCGAAGGGCAUAGCUUCCACAGGCUAUGCAGCAUGUGUUGUGUCUGCCGAACGAUUCCUCCGUCUUUAAAGAUGUUUUAUGGGCACGUGUUCUGCAACGAAUGCUUCAAGACGCACGUACUGUCGCGGUUUAGGGGGGAGAGUCCGCGCAUCCACUCCAAUAGCUGGUGGAUGCAGUGGGCACCUGGCAACAAGCCUCAAGAGGCAGCAGCUGAUGACAACAAAGCAGAAACGAAGCCCGAGGGUCAACCUUCACCAGAGGAGCCGCCCAAGAAGUGUAUUUGCGCGCGCUGCCUGCAAUGCGUUGACAACUCCAAUAAAGUAGAAGUUGGUGGCCAGAGUUUCCACCCUCAAUGCGCGAAAUGCUAUUUCUGCCACACGAUCCCAACGGACAACAUCAAGAUCUAUUACGGGCAGGUGUUUUGCGAGGAGUGCUUCAACAAGCACGUGCUAAAUCGCAAUAAGGACAACCCAGCAGAGUUCUUUAAGCAGUGCUUCGACCAGUGGCAGAAUAAUGCUCAAUUCGCUGACAACAUGAGGGAGUUUAUGGCGGGGAACAAGGAUAAUAAUAAUUCGCCGUUUAUCUUCAUGAUGCAAGGGCAACAGCCGCCGUUCUGCCGAUGUGGCUCUGGCCCGCAGGAAUGGUUCCAGAAUAACGAGCCUAAGAAAUCUCUAGCAUCCACAACAAUAUAUAAUGCAUCUAGAGUCCCAAUUUAUACUGCACAUUUGACGGAGUGGCUCACCUGGCUGCUUCGAAUGUGUCGCGGGUUCGAUUCCCGCACGAACUUGUGUGACCCAGACAUUCUGCAGAGUCAGAUUUGGCUGGAAGUCUGA